AUGGAGAGUCCAACAAGCCCUGCUGCCAUGGGCAAAGCACCGCCCAUAUUCAGAAUCAAUCUCUCGCUGCCACCAUCCGAACGCUAUGUUGAGCUGUCGCGUAUCUACCGAGACAGGAUGCGUGCCCUGCGCGGCAUGUUCGAUGAACUGGUCCAAGGCAUUUCGCCCAAAAUCCCCUUAAAAGGAGUCCACUGGCUAGCCCGGCUUGCUUUGCGUCGACUCUAUGCGGAUGAGGAGACGGAUGAGCUUCGCGGAAUCAGUCACACAACGGAUAUUGACAUGUACCUACUCAUCAGCUUGAAUACGGUACUCGACCUUCUCAUGGGGUGUACUAGUGGUGGUGUACGUACCAAGAGCGGAUCGCAGACCAAAAUGAUUCAUUUCCGCACUCUGGAUUGGGGCAUGGACCCGUUGCGCGAUUUGAUAGUACAGCUGGAGUUUGUGAGAGACGAUGAUCCGGAGAAAGUGCUAGCCACGAGCAUCACGUACGUUGGCUAUAUCGGCGUGCUUACGGGAGUGAGAAAAGAUCUCAGCAUGUCACUCAAUUUCCGUCCUGUGCAUGACGAAUCCCGGAACGUGGCUUUUUACACCAAUCAUCUGCUCGUUCUGCUUGGGGUCCGGCAAUCAAUUUCAUCGUUGCUGCGAGAAUGUCUAUUCUCGUUUCCCGAUGAACCGAAGCCAAAGAAGAGAAAAGAUUCAUUAUCAACACUGGAGAAGAUCGUCGCUCAAGUCCCCGGUAUGCCCACCACGGCAGUGUACUUGAUCUUCAGUGACGGCGUCACAACGGUGACUAUGGAGAAAGACCAUCGAACGGCUGUAGUUCGUUCUUCUCCGUCAUUCAUCAUCGCCACGAACCACGACCAACAACCUGACUCGAAGCCCCCGAAAGCUAUUGCUGACAAGAAGCGGAAGAACCACGUUGGUCUAUCGCUUGUAUCCUCCGACGCACAAGUCAUGGCCGAUUUGAUUGAAGAUAGCAACGAAAGACGCGAUUGCAUGCAAGCCCGAUGGGACCAAAAGGUCCAGAAGGCUGUACCAACUAAGAAGGCCGCUAUGAAAAAGGCCACAGAACAUAUCGAAAACUUCGAUCAGCCGCAGGGUAGUCGCUCAUCACUACGCUUGCGGAAGAAACGAGAGGAAGAAGCCGAGGACGCUGAACGACAACGCGUGUCGAUUCAGGACUCUUUAGACGGCGCAGAUGUGGCCGUCACUCAAAAGGAAGUUAUUUCUUGGCUCACGACAUUCCCAGUCUUGAACGAAACCACACACUAUGCGACUAUCAUGGACGCUUCCAAGGGGAAAGUGGCUUGGCUACGACAAUAUGACCCAAGCGAAUGGGAAGAAGUCAAUGAAGAUGCGAGUGACUAA
Messenger RNA from Penicillium daleae, 1368 nucleotides. RefSeq lists its product as uncharacterized. Gene Ontology annotation, molecular function: hydrolase activity, acting on carbon-nitrogen (but not peptide) bonds. The transcript has a single exon. Lineage: Eukaryota; Fungi; Ascomycota; Eurotiomycetes; Eurotiales; Aspergillaceae. The coding region runs from base 1 to 1368 and encodes 455 amino acids. The record is from RefSeq and is a predicted model, not a curated record.